Microcebus murinus (gray mouse lemur) is the source of this 1986-nucleotide messenger RNA. The record is from RefSeq and is a predicted model, not a curated record. Lineage: Eukaryota; Metazoa; Chordata; Mammalia; Primates; Cheirogaleidae.
AUGAACAAGGUUGCCCUAAUUACCCAAAAGCCAGAGGAGUCACCCUAUGACUUCUACGAGCGCCUCUGGGGCCAUCAGAUAAGGCACGAGACCGUCUACAUGCCAGACUGUCCGGUGCCUCUCUUGGGAUGGGACUUGCUGAGCAAGUAUGAGGCAGACGCCAUCCAGAGGACUGAGGAGUUGGAGGAGGCCAAAAAGAAGCUGGCGGAGAAAGAUAAGGAGUACACUAACCUGAGGCGCAACCACCAACGGGCCCACAACGAAGCACUGAGACUCAAGAAGAAGAUAGAGGGUGACCUCAAUGACCUGGAGCUGCAGCUAGGCCAUGCUACCCAUCAGGCCAUUGAGGCCCAGGUGGCCACACGGCUGGUGCAGGCCCAGCUGAAGGAGGAGCAGGCAGGGCGGGAUAAGGAGCAGCAGCUGGCAGCUGAGCUCCAAGAGCAGGCGCAGGCCCUGGAGUGCCGGGCUGCUCUGCUGGCUUCUGAGCUGGAGGACCUGUGGGCUACACUGGAGCAGGGUGAGCACAGCUGGCGGCUGGCGGAGCAGGAGCUGUUGGAGGCCACUGAGUGCCUCAACCUCCUGCAUUUGCAGAACACAGGCCUUCUGAACCAGAAGAAGAAGCUCGAGGCGGAUUUGGUCCAGCUGAGUGGGGAGGUGGAGGAGGCUGCCCAGGAGAGGUGGAAGGCAGAGAAGGCCAAAAAGGCCAUCACUGAUGCCGUCAUGAUGGCUGAGGAGCUGAAGAAGGAGCAGGACACAAGUGCACACCUGGAACAGAUGAAGAGACACUGGAACAGACGUUGGGACAAACCAAAGAACAUCUACCUGUCCAAGCAUGGAGGAGGAUCUGGAAACAACUGGAUCAGCAGAUUUUCCCAGGGUGAGAAAAUCCAUGAAGACAUCCUUGACAUCAUAGAUGAAGAAGCAGAUGGAAGUGACAGUCAAAGGGGCUUUGUGCUGCAUUACUCCAUUGCCUGGGGGACAGGUUCUGGUCUGGGCUCCUACCUCCUGGAGUGACUGAAUGACAGGUACCCCAUGAAGCUGGUGCAGACGUACUCAGUGUUUCCCUAUCAGAAUGAGAUGAGUCACAUGGUGUGCCAGCCCAACAAUUCUCUCCUCAUGCUCAAGAGGCUGACCCAGAAGGCAGACUGUGUGGUGGUGCUGGAUGACAUGGCUCUGAACUGGAUCGCAACAGACUGCAUGCACAUCCAGAAUCUGUCCUUCUCCCAGAUCAACCAGCUGGUGUCCACCAUCACAUUGGCCAGUACCACUAUCCUGUGUUACCUCAGCUUCAUGAACAAUGACCUCAUUGGACUCAUUGCCUCGCUCAUUCUGACCCCACAGUUCUACUUCCUCACAACUGACUACACCCCCACACUGACUAUGGACCAGUCAGUGGCCAACAUGAGGAAGACCACAGUCCUGGAGGUCAUGAGGUGGCUGCUUCAGCGCAAGAGCAUGAUGGUGCUCACAGGCCGGGACUGCCAGACCAGCCACUGCUACAUUACUAUCCUCACCAUCAUCCAGGGAGAGGUAGACCCCACCCAGGUCCACAAAAGCCUGCAGAGGAUCCAGGAAGGAAAGCUGGCCAACUUCAUCCCCUGGGGCCCAGCCAGCAUCCAGGUAGCACUGUUGAGGAGGUGUUCCUACCUGCCCUCAGCUCAAUGGACCAGUAGGAUUAUAAUGGCCAACCACACCAGCAUCUCUUCACUCUUUGAAAGUUCCUGCCAGCAGUUCGACAAGCUACAGAAGUGGGAUACCUUCCUGGAGGAGUUCUUCAAGGAGCCUAUGUUCAAGGACAAUUUUGAUGAGAUGGACAGGUCCAGGAAGGUUGUUCAGGAGUUCAUCGAUGAGUACCAUGCAGGCACACAGCUGGAUUACAUCUCCUGGGGCAGCCAGGAGCAGUUAUUUCCCUCUCCACCACUUCCCCUGGAUGGAAGCACAGCCUCCACCAUGCCUGGUACCUCUGAGCCAACCUUACUUCAUUGA